Messenger RNA from Plasmopara halstedii, 159 nucleotides. RefSeq lists its product as uncharacterized. The record is from RefSeq and is a predicted model, not a curated record. NCBI's taxonomy places the organism in Eukaryota, Oomycota, Peronosporomycetes, Peronosporales, Peronosporaceae. Bases 1 to 159 code for a protein of 52 amino acids. The transcript is spliced from 2 exons.
AUGAUUGUAAGCGUCGUUGUGGGUUACAAGAAUCUUCCGUGCCGCAAGGGCGAAUGGAGUUCGAAAUGUGAUGGCUCUAAGAGUGCGGCAGAGACAAACGACCUCAGUCAAGAAAGGGAGGCCAUUGUUGCCAGGCAAAAUUUUGAUACUGACCGAUAA